GAUCGGGUGACUCCACUGUGCACCCCAACAGACCCGGGGGGCUCCUCUGCGCACCCCACAGGGCUCGGGGCCUCCUCUCUGCGCCCCUCCCGGCCCGGGGGGCUCCUCCGCGGCUGCCGAGGAUGAGGAGGCUGUGACGGGCACAGGACAUGGCUCAGUGACAGCGGCCGCUCCUCUCCCUCACCAGCCACCAUGGGCUGCUGCUGCAGCUCAGACUACGAUGAGGACUGGAUCGAGAACAUCGACAUCUGCGAGCACUGCAAUUACCCCAUCGAGCCCAACAGCAAGCGCCAGAGGCCGAUCCGCAACGGCUCCGAGGUCCGAGACCCCCUGGUGUCCUACGAGUCCUUGUCACCUCCGUGCUCCCCCAUGCAAGACAAGCUGGUGGUGGCCCUGUACAACUACGAGCCCAAGCACGAUGGGGACCUGGGGCUGCGCAAGGGGGAGAAGCUGCGAGUGCUGGAAGAGAACGGGGAGUGGUGGAAGGCGCAGUCGCUCACCACGGGCCAGGAGGGGCUGAUCCCACACAACUUCGUGGCCUUGGUGAACAGCCUGGAGCCCGAGCCGUGGUUCUUCAAGAACAUCAGCCGCAAGGACGCCGAGCGGCAGCUCCUGGCCUCGGGCAACACCCACGGCUCCUUCCUCAUCCGCGAGAGCGAGACCUCCAAAGGCUCGUACUCGCUGUCUGUGCGGGACCUGGACGAGAGCCAGGGAGAGACGGUGAAGCACUACAAGAUCCGGAACCUGGACAACGGCGGCUUCUACAUCUCCCCCCGCGCCCCCUUCAGCAGCCUCAGGGAGCUGGUGCAGCACUACACACGCAGCUCCGACGGGCUCUGCUGCCGCCUGGGCAAGCCCUGCCAGACGCAGAAGCCGCAGAAGCCGUGGUGGCAGGACGAGUGGGAGGUGCCGCGGGAGUCGCUGAAGCUGGUGGAGAAGCUGGGAGCGGGGCAGUUCGGAGAGGUCUGGAUGGGUUUCUACAACGGGCACACGAAGGUGGCAGUGAAGAGCCUCAAGGCUGGCAGCAUGUCCCCCAGCGCCUUCCUGGCCGAGGCCAACCUGAUGAAGAAGCUGCAGCACGCGCGGCUGGUGCGGCUCUACGCCGUGGUCACCAAGGAGCCCAUCUACAUCAUCACCGAGUUCAUGGAGAAGGGCAGCCUCGUGGAUUUCCUCAAGACCUCGGAAGGAGUCAAGCUCAGCAUCAACAAACUCCUGGACAUGGCAGCUCAGGUUGCUGAAGGCAUGGCUUUCAUCGAGGCCAAGAAUUACAUCCACAGGGACCUGAGGGCCGCCAACAUCCUGGUGUCGGACACUCUGUGCUGCAAAAUCGCCGAUUUUGGGCUGGCCCGGCUCAUCGAGGACAACGAGUACACGGCUCGGGAGGGAGCCAAAUUCCCCAUUAAGUGGACGGCGCCCGAGGCCAUCAACUACGGCACGUUCACCAUCAAGUCGGACGUGUGGUCCUUCGGCAUCCUGCUCACCGAGAUCGUCACCUACGGCCGCAUCCCGUAUCCAGGCAUGACGAACCCCGAGGUGAUCCAGAACCUGGAGCGCGGUUACCGCAUGCCUCAGCCCGAGCAGUGCCCGCCGGAGCUGUACGAGCUGAUGAGGCAGUGCUGGAAGGAGAACCCCGAGGAGCGCCCCACCUUCGACUUCCUCAGGAGCGUCCUCGAGGACUUCUUCACUGCCACCGAGGGCCAGUACCAGCAGCAGCCCUGAGCCUUUGGGGUCCCCACAGACCCCAUGGACGCCGCCCCGGCCUGGGGGUGAACUCUGUGAACAUUUGCAGCGCUCCAGAGCUUGGGAGCAGCAGAUUUGACUCCUUCAGGAGGGGCUGAGCAGACCCCCAAGCGCUGGGGGAUGGCACAGGGUGCCCACCCUGCUGUCCCUGCCCUUCCAGGCAGGCCCCAGCCCCUCAGGGCUCCCCUAAGCCCGCUCUGUGCCCCCUUCACCCCCUGGGCAUGGCGAGAACAGACCCCCAAAUGCUAAGGGAUGGCACAGGGUGCCCAGGGGGUGCCCACCCUGCUAUCCGGUGCCCACUUUGCUGUCCCUGCCCUUCCCUGGGCCACAUCCCGGCCCCAGCCCCUCAGGGCUCCCCUCAGCCCGCUCUGUGCCCCCUUCACCCCUCAGUGAUGGCAGGAGCCCCCCCAGCAGCGCUGCCCACUGCACCCCCUCGGCUGCGGGACGCUCCCUCUCCCCCUGCCCCAGGGUGUUUGCAGGACCUCUCCCACAAUAAUUUUGGGGAAAUAAAGGCCAUUUCAGCGGC
Messenger RNA from Agelaius phoeniceus (red-winged blackbird), 2266 nucleotides. RefSeq names its product LCK proto-oncogene, Src family tyrosine kinase (gene LCK). Gene Ontology annotation, molecular function: protein tyrosine kinase activity; protein binding; ATP binding. The record is from RefSeq and is a predicted model, not a curated record. NCBI's taxonomy places the organism in Eukaryota, Metazoa, Chordata, Aves, Passeriformes, Icteridae. Gene Ontology annotation, biological process: protein phosphorylation.